This is a messenger RNA of Ipomoea nil (Japanese morning glory), 3871 nucleotides long. Its product is annotated as alpha-mannosidase 2. Gene Ontology annotation, cellular component: Golgi membrane. Gene Ontology annotation, biological process: protein deglycosylation; mannose metabolic process; N-glycan processing. The transcript is spliced from 4 exons. Bases 117 to 3578 code for a protein of 1153 amino acids. Gene Ontology annotation, molecular function: carbohydrate binding; alpha-mannosidase activity. The record is from RefSeq and is a predicted model, not a curated record. NCBI's taxonomy places the organism in Eukaryota, Viridiplantae, Streptophyta, Magnoliopsida, Solanales, Convolvulaceae.
GAAAUUUCCGCUCUUACUCUAAAGCAGAAGAAGGGACGGACACAGCAGAUCUACUUCUGCAACCGCCACUCCGCCACCUCCGCCUCCACUGCUUCUUCCACGACCACCGCACCGAGAUGGCUUUCUCCACUCGCCGCGGAGGAGGUUGGUGGUCACGCUCUCUUCUCCCCACCUCCAAAUCUUCAUUGAAGCAGCCUCGCAAGUCCCGCAAACGCGCCUCUCUCAAAGACUUCCUGCUCUCCAACUUCAUCGCCAUCGGCCUCUCCUUGUGUCUCCUCUUCUUUCUUCUCACCAUCUACAGCUAUGGCGUUCCUAAGCCGCUGCUCUCCUCUCACUUCCGCUCAACCCGAACCCGUUUUACUCGACUCCGUAAGCCCGUUUCCCGGAAAUCCCCAGCUGGUGACGCCGUUUUGGGGGCUGCAGUGGAUAUAACCACCAAGGGCCUGUACGACAAGAUUCAGUUCCUUGAUGAGGAUGGCGGUGCUUGGAAGCAAGGAUGGAAGGUGACCUACAAAGGAAAUGAAUGGGAUUCGGAGAAAUUGAAAAUUUUUGUGGUUCCACAUUCGCAUAAUGAUCCAGGUUGGAUUUACACAGUUGAGGAAUACUAUGAACGACAGUCCAGGCAUAUCCUUGACACCAUUGUUGAAACGCUUUCCAAGGAUGUUCGCCGCAAGUUUAUAUGGGAAGAGAUGUCUUAUUUGGAGAGAUGGUGGAGGGAUACCUCAGCUGCAAAUAAAGAAUCCUUCAUCAAUUUAGUACAGAAUGGACAACUAGAAAUUGUUGGAGGUGGUUGGGUGAUGAAUGAUGAGGCCAAUUCACAUUAUUAUGCAAUCAUAGAACAGAUGACAGAGGGUAAUAUGUGGCUUAAUGAAACAUGUGGUGUUAUUCCUAAAAAUUCAUGGGUUAUAGAUCCGUUUGGAUAUUCUCCAACAAUGGCAUAUCUUCUCCGUCGUAUGGGCUUUGAGAAUAUGCUUAUACAAAGAACACAUUAUGAAUUGAAAAAGGAACUGGCUUUGUAUAAAAAUUUAGAAUAUGUCUGGCGACAGAGCUGGGAUGCUGAAGAAACGACUGACAUGUUUGUCCAUAUGAUGCCCUUUUAUUCUUAUGACAUUCCACAUACUUGUGGGCCUGAGCCUGCAGUCUGUUGUCAGUUUGACUUUGCUCGAACGUAUGGCUUUUCAUAUGAACGCUGCCCUUGGGGACAACAUCCACAGGAGACCACUCCUGAAAAUGUGAAAGAAAGAGCAUAUAAGCUGUUGGAUCAAUAUAGAAAGAAGUCAACGCUAUAUCGUACCAAUACACUUCUUGUUCCCCUUGGAGAUGAUUUCCGCUAUGUUAGCAUUGAUGAGGCAGAAGCUCAGUUCCGGAAUUAUCAACUUUUGUUUGAUUAUAUAAAUUCUAAUCCAAGCUUGAAUGCAGAAGCAAAAUUUGGCACAUUGGAAGAUUAUUACAAGACUCUGCGUGAAGAGGCUGAUAGGGUAAACUAUUCCCGUCCAAAUGAGAUUGGAUCUGGUGAGAUUGGUGGCUUUCCUUCUCUAUCGGGUGAUUUCUUUACUUAUGCUGACAGACAGCAAGAUUACUGGAGCGGUUAUUAUGUUUCUCGGCCUUUCUUCAAGGCUGUUGAUCGUGUUUUGGAGCAAAACCUCCGCAGUGCUGAAAUGAUGAUGGCUUUCCUACUAGGAUACUGUCAUAGAGCACAAUGUGAGAAGUUGCCUACUGGAUUUUCCUACAAGUUGACAGCAGCUAGAAGGAACCUAGCACUAUUUCAGCAUCAUGAUGGGGUGACUGGUACUGCUAGGGAUCAUGUGGUUAAAGAUUAUGGGAUGCGGAUGCAUAUGGCUUUGCAAGAUCUUCAGAUUUUUAUGUCAAAGGCCAUUGAGGUGUUGCUUGGGAUUCGUCAUGAGAAAAAUGAUCAGAACCCAUCUCAGUUUGAGCCUGCACAAGUGAGAUCUAAAUAUGAUGCUCAGCCAGUACAUAAAGCAAUAGCUGCUCAUGAAGGAACUGUGCAGACUCUGGUAAUUUUUAAUCCACUAGAGCAGACAAGAAAUGAGGUGGUGACAGUCAUUGUUGACAGGCCAGAUGUGACUAUCUUAGACUCAAAUUGGACAUGUGUAAAAAGCCAAAUAUCUCCCGAGGUACACUACAGUGUGGAGAAGAUGUUUUCUGGUAAACAUCGUGUCUAUUGGAAAGCUUCGGUCCCUGCAUUGGGGUUGCAAACUUACUAUGUUGCUAACGGGUUUGCUGGAUGUGAAAAGGCUAUACCAGCACAAGUAAAAUGGUUUGUACCUUCUGCCAGCUUUUCUUGCCCUGCACCAUAUACUUGCUCAAGAAUGGAAGGUGAUGAAGCAACAAUUCGUAAUCAACACCAAACACUUACAUUUAGCAUGAAGGAAGGUUUGUUACAGAGAGUAAGUUAUACUGAUGGUCAACAAAAUGUUAUUGGUGAGGAAUUAGCUAUGUACUCCAGCACAGGGAGUGGAGCUUAUCUAUUCAAACCAGAUGGUGAUGCUGAGCCUAUUUCCUUAGCUGGUGGAUCAAUGGUUAUCUCAGAGGGCCACUUGGUGCAGGAAGCUUACUCAUUCCCAAAGACAGCAUGGGAUAAAUCUCCAAUUUCCCAUAGCACCCGCAUCUAUGAUUGUGAUAAUUCCGUACAGGGCUACAUCAUUGAGAAGGAGUACCAUGUUGAGCUUCUUGACAGCAAUUUUAACAACAAAGAGCUGAUAGCUAGAUACAAGACUGAUACUGACAACAAAAGGAUUUUCUAUUCUGAUUUGAAUGGGUUCCAGAUGAGCCGAAGAGAAACCUAUGAUAAGAUUCCUAUUCAAGGAAACUAUUACCCAAUGCCCUCUCUUGCUUUUAUGCAGGGAUCAAACGGACGGCGCUUCUCUGUUCAUACUCGGCAGUCACUAGGUGUAGCAAGUCUUAAAGAUGGAUGGUUAGAGAUCAUGCUUGACCGGAGAUUGGUCAGAGAUGAUGGGCGUGGGCUUGGUCAGGGAGUGAUGGACAACCGCCCAAUGAAUGUCGUUUUCCAUAUCCUUUUGGAGUCUAACAUUUCAACAACUGCUGAUCCUGUUGCAAUAACUCAUCCACUAAACCCUUCCCUUCUAUCUCAUCUGAUUGGUGCCCAUUUAAACUAUCCACUCCUCACAUUUAUUGCCAAGAAAGCUCAGGAAAUUUCUGUGCAGCCACCACCUAGAUCCUUCUCUCCACUGGCGGCUACCUUGCCCUGUGACUUGCACAUUCUAAGCUUCAAGGUUCCUCGACCUCUAAAGUAUUCCCAGCAGUCACUUGAAGAGCCUAGGUUUGUUCUCAUCUUUCAGAGACGACAUUGGGACUCUUCGUAUUGUCGAAAGGGCAGAUCUGAGUGUUCAAGUGUGGCUGAUGUGCCAGUUAACCUAUUUGACAUGUUCAAAGGUCUUGCUGUUCUGAAUGCAAAACCUACCUCUUUGAAUCUUCUGCAUGAUGACACAGAAAUGCUUGGUUACAAUGGCCAUUUUGCAGAUGGUGCCCGUGAAGGUCACGUCCUCAUAUCUCCCAUGGAAGUGCAGGCUUACAAGUUAGACCUACGUCCAAACUAACGAGUAAAAGCUUUACUUGCAUGUUUUUCUGAAUGAGUGGGCAGAGCGGAAUAGGAGAUCGGCCUUUUACUAGCAGGGAAGCGAAAUGUUUGUUGUGGAAAUAUGUUGAGUAGUGUACUACUGCCAUACAAGAGCCUUUAUAUUUUAAGUAGGUUGUGAUAUGGUAAGAUGAACCAAUUACUGGGGAGGCACAGUUUGUAUGAUUCACAUUCACAUUGUUGUUUACGAUAUGGGUAUACUAACUACAUUAGAAAAUGCAAUGUGAUGUUUUGUAUGUGAUAGAGUAUCCUAAA